Molecule: messenger RNA, 1715 nt
Organism: Cornus florida
Lineage: Eukaryota; Viridiplantae; Streptophyta; Magnoliopsida; Cornales; Cornaceae
Product: F-box protein CPR1-like
Exons: 3
Coding region: 206-1396 (396 amino acids)
Molecular function (GO): protein binding
Source: RefSeq, a predicted model, not a curated record
AUCUGAGUUAGUCCCAAAUUUUUUUUUUUAAUUUUUUAUUAUUAUUAUUUUUUUUAAGGGUUUAAUACAAUCAAUAAAGUGAUACUUCUUACACUUUUUAAUGUGGUAGAGUCAUAAUUCCGGUGUGGAGGUUUAUUUAUUUAAAAAUCUUCCUAUAUAUCCUCAGUUGGAUAAUCCAAAACCCUAGAAUUCAUUGGAAACCAAAAUGUGUGAACUUCCCACGGAUGUUAUCGUCGAUAUACUUUCUAGAUUACCGGUGAAACCCCUUUUAAAAUUCAGGUGCGUCUCAAAACCAUGGUGUGCGCUAAUCGAUAGUCCAAUUUUCAUCAAAUCGCAUCUGAAUCGAUCCAUCGAAACCAAAACCAAUCGCAGCAUCAUUUGCAGAGAUUGCGAUCUCUACUCCAUAGACUUCGAUUCUCUCGAUCACGCCAUACUGCUUGACCACCCCUUGAAAAAAAUCCAUGGAGGUGAAGUGAUGGGUUCUUGCGAUGGCUUGGUCGGUUUGUGCAACAAUCUCUACGAAGAGGAUGGCAUCUUCCUAUGGAACCCUGCAACCCGAAAACACCAGAAGUUACCCGUCACACCGAUUGAGUUCCCGGGUGGAUCUGGCAUUUGCGAGUUCAUCGUUUAUGGGUUUGGGUAUGAUUCUGUGAGUGAUGACUACAAGUUGGUGAGGGUGGUACAGUUUUAUGAGAAAGACGAUGAUGAUUCAUUUGAUAAUGAAGUUAAGGUUUACAGUCUAAAAUCGAAUACAUGGCGAAGGGUUCAAGAUUUCCCUUAUUACCUUCCAUACAAGCGAGAGCAUGCUAUGGUGGUUAGUGGGGCUUUGCAUUGGCUUGUGAGUCGAAGACCGGAGUCGGAUAAGGCGGACAAAUUUAUUGCUGCUUUUGAUCUUGGGGUUGAGGAAUAUCGGUUGGUGCCACUGCCUGAGCUUUUGGAUAAGAAUGUUCAUAUGAAUGUGAAUGACUUUGGAGGAUGUCUAACUUUACUUUGCAAUUAUUUUGCUGUUCGUGUGGAAGUAUGGGUGAUGGAGGAGUAUGGGGUUAAAGAGUCUUGGACUAAAUUGUUUUCUGUUACCCAACCAAGUAUGAUUAGGUCAUUCGAUUAUGUGAGGCCUUUGGAUUAUUCGAGGAGUGGUGGGGAAAUACUUUUGGAACAGGAUGGGAACAUUCUUGUUUGGUAUGACUUAGAAAGGAAAACAGUAAAAAAUGUUGGGAUUCAUGGUUUAGAUGGUUUAAUAGAAUCUUAUAUUUGUGUGGCAAGCCUUGUUCCGCUUCGUGGUCGUGGUGGUGAUGGCGAAAUGGAUGGUAAGAAGGACCAACUACAAAUGAAGAAGAAAAUGAACAGAAAGAUGAGAGAUGAUUUUCUGUCAGAGGGGUUCAAACUGGUACUUUGAGCAAAUGGAAGAACAAAGGUGCAGAGGUAUGGGGAAUCAGAAUUAUUGAUUAGGCAGUAAUAGAGUAUAUUAAAAAAACUGAGGAUAGAAGCAAGGGAGGGAUUAAGAUUGAAGAAUUUUACUUCCAAUAUGCUACCUACUCUAUUUUGUGCCACGUCAUUGGUGGUUGUACCAAUGACGUGCCACAUCCGUUGUAACAAAUUAUUUCUUGUGUUAAAGAGUGACUGCAGACAAAUAAUAGCUUAUUGCUAUAUUUAGAAUUACUUUUUUAAGUAUUCAAUAAGGUUUAUGGUUAAGGGAAUGUGAAUGAACUUUUGUA